GCUACGGUCGUGUAAGAACCGCAUAUACCAGAACUAAAUUUCUACAGCCAACAUAACAGACAGUCUUAACUUUUACUGUCGUAUCGUCAGUACCAUUAUUAAUUAACCGGUUAAUUUAAAAAUAUUUAUUCAAAAACUCUGUUACCACACGAGUUUUUAAUUUUAAAUUUGAAUUUAAAACUUUGCUCCAAAGGGUGGGAGUUGAUUAUUUUUAAAAUUAUUUAUGUGAAAUGUGUAAAGACAAGUGUAUUGUAACUGUGUUUAGAGAAUUAUAUAUAUAUGUUUUUUCAUAUAUCGAGAGUCAGGGAAAUAAGUAUGUAGAAAAAGAAAGAUAAAUAUAGUUAUAUAUUAGUUAGGGGACAGAGUACGAUUGCGCGCGCGCAUCUAUUAUAUUGAGGAGAUAACAAACAUAACGUGCGGAGAACAGACGCCAGUGAGCGGGAGUUACGAACAGUACACUCGUGUGUUUAUACCAUUUAUUAAAUGAUGAUUAGUAGUACCUGAUACUAGUGAAUUUAUAUAUUUUAGAUUAAUUAUAAUUAUCAUUAGUUAAUUAAUUAUUUAAUAUACAACUUUAAGUGUGUGUUAUUUCCAACUAGUGAGACGAUAGAUCUUCAUAUAUACCUAUAUACAUAUUACAUAUAUUUAUUUAAUAAAUAGAAUAACACAAAGGCUGUGAAAUUUUAAAAAUCAUGGCUUAUAGUUUGAUUAAUGAUAAUUAAUGUAACAUAUUGUGAAAAUUUAUGUUGAUAAAAAAUAUUUAUUUGUGAUUUGAGGUAUAUUAAGAAUCGUUAAAAGUGAUAGUAAACGAAGUUAUCGUGCAGUUACGUAUACAUAUAUAUUUAUCAACGACCAUUUUCAACGGGAUUAAUCUGUGAUUCAAGUGUGUUCUAUUAAUCAAUAAUAAUAAUAUUUAUAAACAAGUGAUUUUUAGUUUUACUAUAAAUUAUUUUUAGUAUCUACCGUAUAGUGAAUUAUUUUAAUUUAUUCAAAAGUGCCCGAAAUAAUAUUAUUGGAUUAUAAUGAUAAUGAUAAAAUUAAUAAUCAUCGAUGCGGAUCGUAAAAAAAAGUAAAAUAAUAUUUAUUGUGAAGAUAAAUAAAAUUUUGAAAAGCAGUGAUUUAAUUCGCGGUGCUGGAUCGCCGCUAUUGUGACAUGUGACAUAUUAUUAUAAUUGAAAUAAGUUAAUUAAUUAAUUAAUUAAUUUGUAAAAGAAAGAUUAAUAGUGAUACUAUACAUACGUAUAUGUACCCGCGCGUGAAAUUCAUUUUGGAGUACGAGGACAAGCACGGUCACCACGGCGUUCAACAUGUUCGAAAUGUGGAGCGCGGUGAGUUCCAAAUUGGAACACUCCGCGACUUCCUCAGGUUCGCCGCUACCCCUUACAUCACAUACACUUCAAACACCUCAUACAUCUUCAGGCAGCAUAAAAGCCCAGAUCGAGAUAAUCCCCUGCAAAGUUUGCGGCGACAAAAGCAGUGGUGUACACUACGGUGUAAUCACCUGCGAGGGUUGCAAAGGUUUCUUCAGGAGGUCACAGUCAUCAGUCGUAAACUACCAGUGCCCAAGAAACAAAAAUUGUGUGGUAGAUCGUGUCAACAGAAACCGGUGUCAAUAUUGCCGGCUACAAAAGUGCCUACGACUUGGCAUGUCCAGAGAUGCCGUUAAAUUUGGACGUAUGUCAAAGAAGCAAAGGGAAAAGGUUGAGGAUGAGGUGAGGUUUCAUAGAGCGCAAAUGAGAGCAGCUUCAGAGACAGCACCAGAUAGCAGCGUCUUUGAACAUCAAACUCCAAGCAGUUCAGAUCAACAUCACUCUUAUAACGGCGGCUACACGUAUGGGGGCAGUGAGUACGCAUCUCCAGGUCCAGGUACAGGAGGCUCGGGAUAUUACAAUCACCAGGCAAUAACUAAUUACGAGCUAAGUGCUGAUUACGUCGACAGCACAACAGCUUAUGAUCCAAGACCAACCCAACAAGUCGAUCCAGUGGCUCCUGACACACCUUCUGUUACGGCUAGUGGAGUUAUGGCCAGUGUCGUCACCACAGGAAAAUCCUUGUCUGCAUCGACAACCGGAAGUGGCAACACCAGUGGAAAUAGUAGUGGUGGAGGAGGUGGUACCGGUGGUGGUGGCGGCAGUGGAGGUGGUGGUGGAGGAAGUGGUAGUGGUAAUAGUAGUAGUAAUAACGGUAACGGGAGUAACGGUAAUGGGGGAGGUGGUUCCGGAAGUGGGUCUUUAAGUGGCGGUGGAAUAGUUGCCGUGAAGCAAGAAACGACGAUUGAGCUUGCUAACCUUGGUCAUGGCUCUUACACGAUGGUCGACUCAACGACGUUCCUCAGCAAUCAACAACAGAGAGUCAACAAUCCAACGGAUGAUGACGAAGUUCAUAAUCUGCCCAGUAUGUCUCAUGCAAGAUAUCCGGCAGAAAUAAAUGAGUUGUUAUCAAAAACGAUAGCUGACGCUCAUUCGAGAACGUGUUUAGUGUCGACAGAUCAAAUUCAAGAGUUGUUUCACAAGCCUCAUGAUCUUUCCAAGCUGAUUUACUAUAAAAAUAUGGCACACGAACAACUAUGGCUUGAGUGUGCACAAAAAUUGACUACAGUUAUUCAGCAAAUCAUUGAGUUUGCGAAAAUGAUACCGGGUUUCAUGAAGCUUUCACAGGAUGAUCAAAUUGUCCUUCUCAAAGCUGGUUCAUUUGAAUUGGCUGUGCUACGUAUGAGCAGGUACCUAGAUCUUACACAAAAUUGUGUAUUGUACGGUGAUACAAUGCUACCGCAGGAUGCCUUUUAUACAACUGAUACAGCUGAGAUGAAACUUGUAUCCUGCGUAUUUGAACUUGCGAGAAGUGUAGCUGAGCUUAAACUUACAGAAACAGAGCUUGCACUUUAUAGUGCAGUAGUUCUUCUUAGUCCUGAUCGACCAGGUUUGAAAGGUCAAACUGAGAUCACAAAGCUAUCGCAAGCAGUGAUCUUAGCUUUAAGGUCUCAGCUAGAUCGAAAUCAUGUAUCGCCCAUCAAAGGUGAUGUAACGGUAUGCGACGCGAUGCUUGCUAAGAUACCCCAACUAAGGGAAAUCUCACUUCUUCACAUGGAUGCCCUCGCUAAGUUCAAGCGGUCACAGCCACAUCUUGAAUUUCCGGCCCUCCAUAAAGAAUUAUUCAGUGUCGAUAGCUGAACGGCUGAUGUAGAACAGAGCGACCCAACGUUGACAGACGAUAUGGAAAGCGAAUGAUAUGGGAUCUUGCUCUGUUUAAAUUAUUUCCUUCGUAUUGAACAUAUUGGGCCUUACGUAAACAUAACAUUGUUAUAUAUAAAGUAUACAUUAAAAGCAACAUAAAGUAUAUAUGAAAAAUAUAGAAGUAUAUUAUAAAAUUUAAGAGAUAUAUAUUAUAAAUAUAAAUAAAUAAAUAUAUAUACAUAUACAUGUAAACGUAUUAAAUAAAUUAUUGAUAUACGUAUACAUGUAUAUAUAUUAGAUGAGCUAUCAGUUGUUGUUAUGGUACAUACACAAAGUAUAUUACUGACUAAUAAUUAAAUAACUUACAAGGACUGUCCUGAGACAAAUAUUUAAAAAAAUAAAUAAUUAAUGAGUAAAUAAAUGCUCGCUAAUGCGAGAGGGAGUUCGAUUGUUAGAUAUUUUACAUUAUUUAAUAAUUUUUAAUUAAUCGUUAUAAAAUAUGUAAUUAAUUGAGUAAUGUGUUCUCUUUAUUAUAACUAUUAUUACUAUUACUACUAUUAUAAUUAUUAUUAUUAUUAUUAUUAUUAUUAUUAUUAUUAUUAUUAUUAUUAUUAUUAUUAUUAUUAUUAUUAUUAUUAUUAAUGUUAAUAUUAAUAUUAUUAAGAUCUCUCAUAAAAAAAAAAUCUUUUAAAAAGUUAAAAUUAUAUUGGUGCGAAAACGUUUAACGUUUAAAUAAUUUUUUUUAUUUUGUCUCAGGAGCGUUCUGAUAUGACACCAGGACACGUAGUUAAACUUAAUUGACGUAAAUUUUAACGGAUUAAUCUUUUGGUUAAUGCACUUUUUAUCGACGUGCUUAUUUUUUUUUUUUUUUUUUUUAAAUACGUAAAUAUUACUUCCCUACAUUUAUUGUGUAGAAAAUUUUUUAUUGUUGUAUUUUAAAUCGUUAAAAAUAAUGACAAACGUAAAUACGAUUAUAAAUAGUUUAUAUAAUAAAAUUUUUGUUGUAAAAAUUUUAACAAAAAAAUUAUAAAUUAUAAAUUAUAAAUAAUUAUUAUUCAUUUAUUUAUUUAUUUUAUUAUUUUGUUAUCGUUUAUUUUGAGUAAUUAGGAAAUUAUUCAAUACGUAAUUUUGAAUGCAAAAGACUUUAUUGUUUUUUUUUUUUUUAGAUAUUUUUAAAAAUUAAAAUUGUGAAGAAUAAUAAUAAUUAAAAAAAAAAUAAUAAAAAUAAGGCGAAUAGUUAUUUAAAUAUUUAUAACUGUAGGGCAAGACUGGAAGUAAUAUUUACACGUACGUACAAAUAAAAAAAAAAUGCUAAAAAUAAAAAAAUAAAUAAUAAGUAAAAUAAUUAAUUAAUUAAUUAAAGGUAAUAAAAAAAAAAUGGUGAAGGAUAGAGAUAUGUAGAUAGUGAUUUAUGUGAGAGCUGCUGCAAAUUAAAAAAAAAAUUAUAAAUAAAUAAAUUACGGCGACUAAUGUACUGCGGUGCGCCUGCUGAUACGUUAAUGGUUGAUUAUAAUUAAUUAUUAUAUUAUAAAAAAAAAUAAUGAGAUAAAUUCAUAUUAUUAUUAUUAUAUUUAAUAACGAAUAAAGAAUAUUUAGAAAUCAUUUAAUUGUAGAAAAAUAAAAUACACAAGCUCCCACUCGCAGAAACACGAAAAAAAUAAUUAAUUAAUAAUUAAUAAUUAAUAUUAAAUAAAACACAUGAAUCUACGUAAGUGCCGUAAAAUUAAAUAAUUAAUUAUAAUAAAAAUAAUAACAAUAAUUAUUAGUAAUGAUAAUUAAAUAAUUAUUAAUUUUUUUGAUUAUGUAGAAAAAUCUAACAAAUCUUAGGCUAAUAAAUAAUAAAUAGUUAUACACAUGAAAAAUGAUAAAAAUUCACACACGUUGCAAUUAGGAGUUAUUAUCGCAAUUUGGAGUUAAAUUUUAUAAUAAUAUAUUAUUAAUAAAAGUUGACGGAUACUAUAAUGUUAUAUUUAAUUAAUUACAUACAUAAAUAAGUAGGGCGACUGUGGUCGUUGACUGAGAAUCAUUGUUAAAAAAAAAAAAAAAACUAAAAAAAAUAUUCGUAUUCUGAUAAUACUAAUACCUGUAAUAAUAAUAUUGUUAUAUUU
Messenger RNA from Microplitis mediator, 5281 nucleotides. It is a transcript of the gene Hr3, whose product is annotated as probable nuclear hormone receptor HR3. The coding region runs from base 1308 to 3170 and encodes 620 amino acids. NCBI's taxonomy places the organism in Eukaryota, Metazoa, Arthropoda, Insecta, Hymenoptera, Braconidae. Gene Ontology annotation, molecular function: RNA polymerase II cis-regulatory region sequence-specific DNA binding; zinc ion binding; nuclear receptor activity. Gene Ontology annotation, cellular component: nucleus. Gene Ontology annotation, biological process: regulation of transcription by RNA polymerase II. The transcript is spliced from 10 exons. The record is from RefSeq and is a predicted model, not a curated record.